CAAGGCUAAUUCGGUGUGUGUGUGUGUGUGUGUUCGGGAGUUUGAAGGGCCGUUGCAAGAUUUAAAUCCUGCAUUUCACCCCUUCAUUCUCCCCACUGGACUGGUGGAGAGGUGUGUGUGGUAUGUGUACGUGUGUUAAUGUGCGUCACACUUUGCGCUCCCAAGUGAGGAAGCAGCAGCGCCUCACAGAACAACUUCAGACUCUCGCGCGCCCCGCAACGCGCAGGCGCGCCGGCGGUUCCCCUCCACCUUUCGAGCGGGAAAAGGGAAGGGGGGGGGGAGAAAAAAAAGCGUCGGCAGAACAUGGCGUCUCCCUCUUUCGCCUCGGCUCUUCCCUUUCUCCCGGGACCCGCGCCUGCGCAAUCGGACUCUCAGAUGUCCUUGGUAGAUUUGGGAAAGAAGCUUUUAGAAGCUGCUCGAGCCGGCCAAGAUGAUGAAGUUCGCGUUUUGAUGGCCAAUGGAGCACCUUUUACUACAGAUUGGCUGGGAACAUCUCCACUUCAUCUAGCAGCACAGUAUGGCCACUAUUCAACUACAGAAGUGUUACUACGAGCAGGAGUAAGUCGAGAUGCAAGGACCAAAGUGGAUCGGACACCACUUCACAUGGCAGCUUCAGAAGGCCAUGCAAGCAUUGUAGAAGUUUUGCUUAAGCAUGGUGCAGAUGUAAAUGCAAAGGACAUGCUGAAAAUGACUGCUUUGCAUUGGGCCACGGAGCACAAUCAUCAGGAAGUUGUGGAACUCUUAAUAAAGUACGGAGCAGAUGUCCAUACCCAAAGUAAAUUUUGCAAGACUGCACUAGACAUUGCCAUAGACAAUGGAUUUGAAGACUUGGCAGAAAUUCUACAGGCCCAGAGUUCCCCAAUGUUUCCGGCUUUGCGGAUCGGCAGGGUGGGGGCGAUGUUUGUGGCUACAGAAGAAGUGGUGACCGCCGAAUCUGUGGAUGGUGCAAUUCAACAAGUAGUUAGUUCUGGAGGUCAGCAGGUUAUCACCAUAGUAACAGACGGGAUACAGCUGGGAAAUCUUCAUUCCAUUCCCACCAGUGGAAUGGGUCAACCCAUUAUAGUGACCAUGCCAGAUGGGCAACAAGUACUUACAGUACCAGCCACAGACAUUGCAGAGGAAACAGUAAUCAGUGAAGAGCCCCCAAUGAAAAGACCAUGUAUUGAGAUAAUUGAAAAUCGGGUGGAGUCGGCAGAAAUCGAAGAAAGAGAAACGUUACAAAAACAGCUGGACGAGGCUAACCGGGAAGCUCAGAAGUAUCGCCAGCAACUUUUGAAGAAAGAGCAAGAAGCAGAAGCUUGCAGGCAGAAGUUGGAGGCCAUGUCCCGCCUCCAGACUAGCAAAGAAGCUGUUUGAGUGGGUGAAGUGAGCAUUCUAUUCUAUACAGGAUAAGACAACCGCAGAACAAUCUGUUUCUGCAUAACGCAUAUUGCAGGUGCAGAACUGAGAUUCUUUGUCAAAGAAGAUGCUACUGGACUUAAGCCAUGAGCUCUGGUGAAUUUUCUUGUAUCAUAAAAAAAAAACCUCAGAAUUUAGACAUUUUUGUGCAAAAUAUUUAAAAAAAGAAAAGAAAAAGAAAUACUGUAAAUAGUUUUUUUUUUACAGUUCCAAAAUUAGUUGUUUAAUCUUUUUGGAAGGGAUCCACAAACCUGCAAUGCCAAUGUUUUUGUGACUUUUUUUUUAAUUUUUAGUUUACUAUGACUCUUCUGAGAUACAGAACAGUUUUAAGGAGGAUAACUGUCGAUUUAAACUGUGCUGUGUUAAAUGAAUUAUGUGACAGAACCGAGCUUGAAUGCUAUGAAUUAGACCCCUUGACUAAAAUUCAUUUCCUGAUUAUUGUUAUUAUCCUUUGUACAGCUUUAAGGAGUUGGCCGAGGCCUCCGAACAAUGCCCCCCCUUUUUUUAGGGAAGAAAAAGUGUAAUUUUUUAUAUUUAAUUCCUGAUAUAUUCAAGUAGAUUGACAUGUAUAUGAAGCUGAUAUUUUUAAAAAUUUUCAGUUUGUACAUAUGCUGCAUGUUUUUUUUAUGAUUUCUAUAUACAUCUUCCAUAAGUAUUUUUCAGGAAAGAGGAUGAAAAAUUAUGAUUAAAAAAAAAAAACUCUAGGCUGCAAGUGGGUAACUUUGGCAACUUUACGACCUGUGGACUUCAACUCCCAGAAUUCCUGAGCCAGGCUCAGGAAUUCCUGGAGCUGAAGACCACAGGUCGUAAAGUUGCUAGAGUUGCCCAGCCCUGCUGUAAGUCAUGGGGGUAGGGGGUAGAUGAAGAAGCCAGUGAAUAACUGUGGGUCAAUUGUUUUUCUUUUCUAUCGGGAGCCCUAUUUCUUAGAGGGAUGUAACUUGGGAGAAGAAAAAGAAAACAAAAACUAGUAUUUAUGUAAUAUAUUAGCUAUAUGAAAAUAUUACCCUUAGCGCAGCCAAUCAUAUUUUCAGGGUGUAAUGGGAUAAUUCUGCAGAUGGAGAACAAAUUUCAAAUCCUUUCCCCCCAAACUCUUAAGCUUAACCUCUCCCCCUACUAUGCUGCCACCUGCUGGACAGGAUGUUAAGAUUCACAUCACAGCAACCCUUUGUCUCCAUUCAGCCCCCCACCCCCUCAAAUGCAAAUGUGGGAUAAGGAUCAUAGGCUGAUAUCUGGAAUUGGAUAUCCAGGCUGUCCUCCCAAGAAAUCUGUUGGUAAAUGGCACACAAGUGUGUCCAUCUCUCACAAUACCUUUAAUCUGACUGGCCAACUGACAGCAGGUACCGAUGAUGAAACCUCUUAAAACAGUUCACAACGCAUGCCCCACAAAGAUUUUAUCACCUGCUAGAGAUUGUCAAAAUAAAAAAAGGGGUGGGGGAGUGGAAGGAAGUGAUUUGAAGAAAUGGCAUCUCACCACACUUCUCCAAGGGGACAUCCCUCAAACGUUGAAGGUCAUGAGACUGGAGAAGAUGAAGUUGGGCAAACCAGUGACUUCCUCACCCUCCUCCUUUCCAUGGUUGUGGCUGUUGUAUACCGAUAGCCUAAAACGCUAGAAAAUUCGUCACAGUUAUUGAGGUCAUCUCUUCCACAACAUUCCCACUAGGGCUGCAAAACAAACAGGGCUCAUAGAAGAGUCUGAAGUCCUUGCAUGCGUUUUAUCUAGGAGCUACCUAAAGCGAAAAUCCACGUUCUCUCUGCUCGGCCACCGUCCCUGUGGCUUUUUGCUCUCCCUUCUUCCAACAAAGCUUACCGAAGAAAUGCUCCUCCUUCACAUUUGUGCCCAUCGUCUCAGUCGUAACAGUACCACUAAUACACACAGGUGCACGUAAUUUUCACCCUUUCUAUCCGCCCAACAGCAUUUUAAGACGGUCCUAAAUCAUGACUGACCUCUAAGGGGCAGCUUUGUGUGGCCGUUUGGGUGGUUGCCUUCUGUUAUUUUGGACAGCUCUGAUGUUUUAAUUUGCGUGGUCUUCACGGGGAGACAAUUCUUACCAUUUCCGGGUGAAUGGUGUUUUGAAAUUUUCAGUUUUUACCUGUCUUUUCUCUCUUCUCCUACGCCAUCCAGGUUUAUUGGUACUUAGCACCCACAUUUGCUAACCAAUAUGAUCAGCGGUUAUUGAAGUAGAGUUUGAAGUCUGCCAUGCUUGACCUAUAUUAAAUUGUGAAGGAGUGAUUUGGGCCUUCAAGGUAUUGUGGGGAUAAUAUAUACCAAGGUAUAGGAGGCCAACCCCAAGUACCUUUACACAUGAAAAAAAAGUUCACUGUUAAAAGAAAUAAGGAUGUUUUUAGACCUGAAACUUGUAAUAUAUCCUCAAAAAAUAGAUCCCUACUGGACUUCAGCCCAGAACAAAUGUUACGAAACCUACUAAAGGUUUUGCAGCUGAUGGAAAGGAAUGAAGAGUAGAUCUCAUUGUAGAUGGGAUUUGAAUACAAAGAGAAAAGAGAUGGCUCCCCCCUUCCCCCUCACCUUGUCUUGUGUGAGCUUUGUACUUGCACUCAGGCAAACAUAAGGAAAUAUUUAUAAACAUUUAUUUCCUUAUCAGUCACCGUUGAUGUAGUUGGGUCUACAUCAUUGCAUUUCCUGCUGCAAGUGUUGACCUGCAGAGACCCAGGAACAUCCAGAGAUUGGUUGGCUUUCGGAUAAUUCACAGACCAUACUUGCCUUAAAGAUUUACCAAGUGCUACAAACGCUUUUACCCUUUGUUCAGGCUACUGUGCAGCUCCCUUUCUUUCCACGUAUACCUUGUUAUUUUUGAUUUGUGCUUUGCUUUGUUUAUCUUUCAGUGCUUUUAUGAAACGUAUAACUUUAUAAAUCAUCUAGAUUACCUAUACGGAAGAAUUGCCC
Molecule: messenger RNA, 4300 nt
Organism: Thamnophis sirtalis
Lineage: Eukaryota; Metazoa; Chordata; Lepidosauria; Squamata; Natricidae
Source: RefSeq, a predicted model, not a curated record